This is a messenger RNA of Spodoptera exigua (beet armyworm), 306 nucleotides long. NCBI's taxonomy places the organism in Eukaryota, Metazoa, Arthropoda, Insecta, Lepidoptera, Noctuidae. The record is from the annotation of a GenBank genome assembly.
AUGUCGGACGUAACACAAUAUGUGGACGCUCAUAUUAACGCGACCAACAUUACAUACGAAGAUGACUCUUCUACGCUGGAAAACAGCCAAGCAGAUUUAUAUGUCAGGAUCACUGGAAUUGUCAUCUCAUCGUUAUGCCUCAUUCUACAAUUAGUGCUCUACAUAAUCCGACCAAAAAUUCGAAAAUUGGACCAGAAGAUUCUGACGCAGCUGACAGUGGCAAGAAUGAUGAACUCGGUAAUGGAGAUGUGUAUGACCUACCAGUACUUCCAUGAGUACUACACCAAGGACCUGACUAACUACUGA